CCAGCUAGUCAUCAUAUGGGACGCUAUUUUCUUGAGCAUUUGGGUGGACGACGGAUAUUUUCAUGUGAAAAUUGUAAAGCGUUCCUGACGAAUGAAGACGAACUAAUUUCGAGGCAUUUCACUGGAUCAACUGGACCGGCAUUUCUAUUUGAUCGUGUUGUGAAUGUGGAAUACUCAGAAACUCAAAUGAGGACAAUGAUAACUGGACGACAUAUUGUAAGAGAUGUUAUGUGUAAACGCUGCAAGGCGAAAUUAGGGUGGAUGUACGAAUAUGCAAUGAAUGAACCACAAAAAUAUAAAGAAGCAAAAGUGAUCCUUGAGAAAGCAUUAAUUGAAAUGAGCGAUGGAAUCGAUAAUGCUGUUGAAGAAAUCAGAGAGCCAAGGUUACAUAUUUCAUCGUGAUAUCUUGUAAUAUUAUUCUUAUUAGAAGUGUAAGAUAAAUCGUUGAUUAUUACUUUAUUCGUGUUAUAUAAAAGAUUAUGAACGAAUCCGAAUUAUAACUUAAAUGAUAUUUCAUGUCGAUGAGAACGAAUUUUGUUUAUUUGUGACUGAAUCUAUAGAUAGCAAGGUAGUGCACGGUUAAUGUUUGAAACGUGAUACUGAGAUAAUAAUAAUUGUUCCGGUUGGUUUGUUAAGUGUCAAACAUUAUGCCAUAGUGCUAUGUACCGACGUGAGGUUUUGGCUGACUUGCUCGUUAUUCAUGUACUUAUUGAUGAAUUACUGAUCAAUCUGCAGUUAUAAACCAUAAUUUGAUGUGUUGUAAUUAAAUAAUUAUUGUUUUGAUCAAUCGAUGUGUGCAAUGGAUUGUAUAUUAUCGAGAACAAUUCAGUACAUGUGUGUUUC
This is a messenger RNA of Anisakis simplex (herring worm), 843 nucleotides long. Lineage: Eukaryota; Metazoa; Nematoda; Chromadorea; Rhabditida; Anisakidae. The record is from the annotation of a GenBank genome assembly.